Castor canadensis (American beaver) is the source of this 2756-nucleotide messenger RNA. RefSeq names its product heterogeneous nuclear ribonucleoprotein H1 (gene Hnrnph1). NCBI's taxonomy places the organism in Eukaryota, Metazoa, Chordata, Mammalia, Rodentia, Castoridae. The record is from RefSeq and is a predicted model, not a curated record. Gene Ontology annotation, molecular function: RNA binding.
UCAGCCACACUGAAGCAGUGCGUGUAGUCUGUUUGGACGCCAGGACCUUCGAAGAGACCAUGAUGUUGGGCACCGAAGGCGGAGAAGGAUUCGUGGUGAAGGUUCGGGGUUUGCCCUGGUCUUGCUCGGCCGAUGAAGUGCAGCGUUUUUUCUCCGACUGCAAAAUUCAAAAUGGGGCCCAAGGUAUUCGUUUCAUCUACACCAGAGAAGGCAGACCGAGUGGCGAGGCUUUUGUUGAACUUGAAUCAGAAGAUGAAGUCAAAUUGGCCCUGAAAAAAGACAGAGAAACUAUGGGACACAGAUAUGUUGAAGUAUUCAAGUCAAACAACGUUGAAAUGGAUUGGGUGUUGAAGCAUACUGGUCCAAAUAGUCCUGACACGGCCAAUGAUGGCUUUGUACGGCUUAGAGGACUCCCCUUUGGAUGUAGCAAGGAAGAAAUUGUUCAGUUCUUCUCAGGGUUGGAAAUCGUGCCAAAUGGGAUAACAUUGCCGGUGGACUUCCAGGGGAGGAGUACGGGGGAGGCCUUCGUGCAGUUUGCUUCACAGGAAAUAGCUGAAAAGGCUCUAAAGAAACACAAGGAAAGAAUAGGGCACAGGUAUAUCGAAAUUUUUAAGAGCAGUCGAGCUGAAGUUAGAACUCACUAUGACCCACCACGAAAGCUUAUGGCCAUGCAGCGACCAGGUCCCUAUGACAGACCUGGUGCUGGCAGAGGGUAUAACAGCAUUGGCAGAGGAGCUGGCUUUGAGAGGAUGAGGCGUGGUGCUUAUGGUGGAGGCUAUGGAGGCUAUGAUGAUUACAAUGGCUACAAUGAUGGCUAUGGAUUUGGAUCAGAUAGGUUUGGAAGAGACCUCAAUUACUGUUUUUCAGGGAUGUCUGAUCACAGAUAUGGGGAUGGUGGCUCUACUUUCCAGAGCACAACUGGACAUUGUGUACACAUGCGGGGAUUACCAUACAGAGCUACCGAGAAUGACAUUUAUAAUUUUUUUUCACCGCUCAACCCUGUGAGAGUACACAUUGAGAUUGGUCCUGAUGGCAGAGUAACUGGUGAAGCAGAUGUUGAGUUUGCAACUCAUGAAGAUGCUGUGGCAGCUAUGUCAAAAGACAAAGCAAAUAUGCAACACAGAUAUGUAGAACUCUUCUUGAAUUCUACAGCAGGAGCAAGCGGUGGUGCUUACGAACACAGAUAUGUAGAACUCUUCUUGAAUUCUACAGCAGGAGCAAGCGGUGGUGCUUAUGCAAACCAAUCCAGUUAUGGUGGCCCAGCCAGCCAGCAGCUGAGUGGAGGUUAUGGAGGUGGCUAUGGCGGCCAGAGCAGCAUGAGUGGAUACGACCAAGUUUUACAGGAAAACUCCAGUGAUUUUCAAUCAAACAUUGCAUAGGCAGCCAAGGAGCGGCGAGCAGCACCUACUACAGUAGUGGAAGCCACACGUCUCUGGGCGUGAGCGGAGUGGGAGGGAUGGCUAGCGUACCCAGUAUGAGUGCUGGGUGGGGAAUGUAAUUGAUCCUCAUCACUGACUCUUGGUCAGCUUUUUAAAAAAAAAAACAAAACUUCAGUUUAACAGUUUUUGCAGUCAAGCCUGUGAUUUAUGCUUACUCUAAAAGUGGAGAUUGGCAGUGUUUUAAGGACUUGGUCAACACAGGAGUCAUCUAGAUGUCCCAGCGAAGUUGAGGAAAUUAUAACCGUUAAGCAAUUUUCAGCUUUUUCUCCAGUUAGUCAUAUUGUAGGAUGUACUUAAGCAGUAAGCGUAUUUAGGUUAAAGCAGUUGAAUUAUGUUAAAUGUUGCUCUUAUACCACAUUACAUUGAACACUGUUUGAAUGCAUGUUGAAAGACAUGCUUUUUUGUAAAACUCAAUAUAGGAGCUGUGUCUACAAUUAAAAGUGAAACAUUUGGCAUGUUUGUUAAUUCUAGUUUCAUUUGAUAACCUGUAAGGCACGUGAGUUUAAGCUUUUUUUUUAAGUUAAGGGGGAAAUUUUGAGACGCAAUACCAAUACUUUAGGAUUUUGGUCUUGGUGUUUGUUUGAAAUUCUGAGGCCUUGAUUUAAAUCUUUCAUUGUAUUGUGAUUUCCUUUUAGGUGUAUUGCGCUAAGUGAAACUUGUCAAAUAAAUCUUCCUUUUAAAAAGUGCACUUUGUCUUGUCUAUGCUUCAGUAUCAUGUGGACUCUUUUUUUGGUGCUCUGUUCCCACCUGGGGCAUAAGUCUAUGUCUCUGGCUGUGGCAGAGAGGCUCGUCAGCUGAGGCUGUUUGUGUACUUCAGACUUCUCUUCCCUCCAGUGCAACAGCAGGUAAACUUGGCUUUAGGGCCCUUAUGGAGGGACUGUUUUGGUCUGGCUGUAUAGGACCUGAUCUGAAGCCUGUACUUAGCUAAGCAUGUGCAGAAGGCAAAGGGGUGAGGUGCCAGCACCCACUGCAUGGCCUGCAUGUUCAGGAGGCCUUCAGGCUUGGCUGAGAGGUGCCAGUGGCAAGGGGUGACUGGAAGUCACAAUUCCUGAUCUGCUGUCGGCUUUUGAACUUUGUAUGUACGGCAUGUCUUCUAGGUUGUACGUAAUGGAUUUUUUUUGAACCCAGGGUGUAGCCCAUGCCAGGCAAGCAUUCUGCCACUGAGGGGCACCCAUAGACUUUAGAUUUUAGAAUUGAGUUUGCUUUAUGUUUUUGCCUCAUUCUUGAAAGUCAGCUCCACUGGGAACAAAAUGCCUUUCUGUAGGGAGUACCAAAUAGUUGUUUUUUAUUCAUAUGUGCCCAAAUAGUAUUUCUUAA